Aspergillus caelatus is the source of this 614-nucleotide messenger RNA. Its product is annotated as nuclear transport factor 2 family protein. The record is from RefSeq and is a predicted model, not a curated record. Bases 88 to 492 code for a protein of 134 amino acids. The transcript is spliced from 2 exons. NCBI's taxonomy places the organism in Eukaryota, Fungi, Ascomycota, Eurotiomycetes, Eurotiales, Aspergillaceae.
CUUCUCGGUCAUACAUACAGCAGAAGAAGAGUUAAAAUCACCGGAUCUCACCCUUUACCAAGUCACAAACACAUCCAGAUCAUCCACAUGGCCGCCUCACAGAACCCGAUCCUGACCCGCGACCAGCUCGCGGGGUUGGCGCAAAGCUUCUUCAAUGCGGUGGAUGGCAAGGAUCUCGAUGCUGUGAUGUCGCACUUCUCCCCAGACGCGACAUUCACCAUCAAGACUGCCCAUAUCACAUCCACGGGUCCCGACGAGAUCCGCCGCUUGUUCACCGACUUCAUUAAUAACACCAAGCACAUGCUCCACGACAUCAAGAGUAUUGUGGUCGAUGAAGUACAUGGCAAGGUCUCAACUGAGCAUCACUAUACCGGCGAACUGGUGGACGGGACGAAGAACGAGCUGGACAACUGCAACUUCUUUGAUGUCGGCGCCGACGGAAAAUUCACGCGUGUGGUGGUUUUUAUGGCUGGAGCGAGCCCGAUGAAAUAGGCAGAAGGACCGAAUUGUUCUCAUGUGUAUGGUAGGGUCCAGUAAAGGCUUUAGGGCCCCGAUGCGCAUCGGCUCUUGUUAACGCGCUCGAUUCGCCGUGUGUUCAAGAUCGCGAUAUCAAU